Messenger RNA from Racocetra fulgida, 3060 nucleotides. Lineage: Eukaryota; Fungi; Glomeromycota; Glomeromycetes; Diversisporales; Gigasporaceae. The record is from the annotation of a GenBank genome assembly.
AUGGAGAAAAGAAAAUUAUCGAAUAUCAAAUUAAAAAAACUGGACAGCAAAAAAGGUUAUCCUAACUUCAAGCCACUUCACCGAUAUAACUCUCUUAUUUAUCCUCAAUCAAUCGAUAAAAGUAGUUGUGGUUAUAAAAUAGAUAACUCUCCUCUUUUUAAAAAAAGAGAAAAUAGAGAAUUAAAGUUAACUCUUGGCCGGCAAGAAAAGAAUGUUUAUCUAACAGUUAGAAUUAGGAUGGAAAGAAGUUUCCAAGGAAACUGCAAAACCCUAACCAUAAAAAGAAAAAACAGUAAAUUUUAUGCCCUGUUCUCUUGUGAAAAUAUUCCAUUAAAAAUCCUACCUCUUACUGGCAAAAAAGUAGGAGUGGAUGUUAACUUGGAAAAGAAGUCUUACAUAACCCUAUCCAAUGGAAAGAAAUAUAAACAUCCAAACUUUUAUAAAAAGUCAGAGAAAGGUAUAAAAGAAGCCAGUAGAAAUUUAAGCAAAAAAGUUGAAGAGAAAAUGGUUAACCAAUUUAAGCAUGAAGUUCACCAAAUAACAAAUGAAUUGGUUAGAAAUUAUGAUAAAAUGGCAAUAGAAAACUUAAAAAUUAGGAACAUGAAAACUGAAAUCGUUGCUCGGCAAUUCAUUCGAGUAAAUCCUCAUAAUACUUCACAGACAUGUUCUAAUUGUAAUAAUUUAGCAGAGGAGAACAUAAUGAAAGAAAAAGACGAUCUGCAAACUGAAAAAGAAAAUUUAGAAAAAGAAUUAAUCAGAGCCGAAACCAUAAUUAAAUGUCAAAUUCGGGCUGAUGAAAUUCGGGAAAGGAUAAAAGAAAUUGAGGAGAAGCAAUUAACUAUUCACAUACAAAUUUUACAAGGUGGAGAAGUAAAUAUUGAUGCCAUGAAUAAAAAAAAUACCCCAAAAUUGGAAAGUCUAGAAAACGGAAUAGAACUUAACUCCGAACAAAAACUCAUUCAGGAAUUAGUUUUAAAAGGCGAGAGUAUCUGCUUCACGGGUUCGGCUGGCACCGGCAAGAGUUUUCUCCUGCGUCACCUCAUUACUCUCUUGCAAAAAAAAUACGGUCCCAACAAAGUUGGAAUUACUUCCUUGACCGGCACGGGUGCUAGUAUCAUUGGUGGCACCACUUUGGCUUCUUAUUUUGGUUUAAAAAGCGAUAGUCAUUUGGAUGCAGAUACUCUUUUUAAACGCAUCAUUAGCCCAAAUUUCGAGCACUCUUACCGCAAUUGGCGUCGCACCAAAGUUCUCAUUAUCGAUGAAAUUAGCAUGUUAGAUGGUGAAUUAUUUGAUAAAUUAGAAAGUUUGGCCCGGAGCACACGAAUGAACUUUUUCCCUUUUGGCAAAUUACAAUUAAUUUUAGUGGAACAAAGUUCUGGCCAGUUAGCGGAAUUAACUAAAAAUUGCUUAGCAGUAGACCAUUUACAAUUAAAAAUUGGAACCCAAGGUUAUCCGGUAGUAAAAUUCACCACUGGACAAGAAUUGGCAAUAAAGGAACAUACUUGGGAAAAAGUGGUCGGUUAUGAUGCUAAAAAUGAACCGAUUAUUACUGCUACUCGAACGCAAAUACCUUUAAUUUUAGCCUGGGCCCUGACUAUCCAUAAAAGCCAAGGGCAAACUAUUGAGCGACUAAAAGUAGAUUUAAGCAAAUGUUUUACGGCGGGGCAAGUUUACACAGCCCUAUCUCAAAAAAUAGAAAAGUCUUUCAAAUAUCGACUUUGCCUUAAUGAAAUAAUAAAAGUCAUUAUUGACAAAGAUUUAGAGAUUUGUCAAAAAGACCGAACCGAAAUCAAAUACACUCACCAGCAAAAUUCUUUGCCUGACUUAAAAAAACUUCACCCUUUCUUAAAAGAAGUUCAAAGCCAAGUAUUACAAGAUGUAGCAAGGAGAGUAGAUAAAGCUUGGCAAGAUUUCUACAAAAGGAUUAAGAGAAAAGAAAAAUUGGAGAAGUUAGGUAAGAAACUAAAAGUUGUUCAUUAUCCUCGUUAUAAACAACUUGGUCGAUAUGAUAGUUUUACUUAUACUCAAAAACAAGACCGAAUUGGGUUAAAACAUAUGCUUGACACCGGAGAAAAAAAAGAUAGUCCUUACUUUUUAGAGCAAGCCGAAAAAGUUUUGACUAAAUGGGCCAAAAAAAUUUCUCGAAAAAAGCACAAGAGAGACAAAGGGGAUAAAACUAAAAGUAGCCAAAGAUAUCAAAAAGCCAAAUUGAGAUUAGCCAAAGAAGCCGAAAAAGUGGCUAAUCAAAGAAAAGAUUUUGCCUUCAAAGAAACUGGUCAGAAGGUAGUUAAGGUUAAUCCCGCUUAUACUAGUCAAACAUGUAGUCGAUGCCAAAAAAGGCAUCCAGUUAAGCAGGAAAAAAGUGAUAGAAUAUUUAUUUGUGCUUAUUGCGGAUUAGUUCUAGAUAGAGAUAUCAAUGCUGCUAGGAAUAUUUUGUAUAAAGCACAAAUAACGGAGUUUGGAAUGAACUUCGUGAAACAGGCCCAUGCUAGGACCAAAGAGAUAGAGCGAGCAGGGGAAAAACAACGGAGGAAAGAAUAUAAAGAAAUCAAUGAUUAUUUUCACCAAAGAAAAACGGAAGAUUUAAUUAAAAAAUACGGUAAAAAGUUAGAAAAAGACCAAAAAACUUCAAGUAAUCUUAACCUCUACCAAAAACUCCAACUAAUCCAAUCCCAAAUCAAAGAACUAAUUCGCACUGAAGAAAAUAAAUUUCAAAAAUAUAAAUUUUUCAACGAAUUACAAGUCCUCAACCUAUUAAAACCCCUCUUAGAAAAAUACCACUUAACCAUUUUACUAAGUGAUGAUGAAACUAAAGAAUUUAGUUGUGAACAAAAUAAUGACCCGGCUAAAGCCAAAGGUAGUGCGGAAACUUAUGCCAUGAAAUAUUUUUUAAGUAAAUUAUUUUUGAUGCCUGUCAAAGAUGAGGGGGAUCCGGAUUAUCGGCAAGGAGAAGAAAAAGAAAUGCCAAGUAUUACUAAAGAACAAAAAGCUUUUCCUACUGAGAAAAUGGAUCAAACCCCAGAAGAAUUGACCACUAAAGCGGUUAUAUCUAUUUUGUAA